Molecule: messenger RNA, 1323 nt
Organism: Colossoma macropomum (tambaqui)
Lineage: Eukaryota; Metazoa; Chordata; Actinopteri; Characiformes; Serrasalmidae
Product: membrane-spanning 4-domains subfamily A member 4A-like
Exons: 8
Coding region: 296-1042 (248 amino acids)
Cellular component (GO): membrane
Source: RefSeq, a predicted model, not a curated record
AAAGGAGAGAGAGAGUGAGACAAAGAGAGAGACCUGCCUUUAUCUAAUGCUGACCUGCAUAUGUUUGCGAAAGUGUAAAUUGUGAAUCACGUCAUUUACGGCAACUGUUUGAGCACACAUUUGAUAAAGCUGCUAAAGGGUGUUUCCAAAGAAGGUAAAGAACACGAGAGAGAGAGAGAGAGAGAGAGAGAGAGAGAGAAAGAGAGAACGCACGUUCCAACAAGAGCAGCAAGAACAGCACACUCUGCUCUACACACUACAGGAACCAAAGAAGAUCUCAGAAUUUCAAUUCAGAAUGUCCACCAUAGUUGUUCCAGCUGAGAAUGUGAAAAACGGCUUCACCGUCGUCAGCCAUGUGAUCCCAGCACAGAUAGCUGGAAAUGAACAACACAGAGCAGCCGCUCUAGCAGGAGCUCCCACCUUCACAAGAAUCAGCGCUUUCCUGAAAGGAGAGCCGAAAGCUCUGGGGACCGUCCAAAUAAUUAUUGGCACGAUGAUGUUCUUAUUUGCCAUCGUGUUGACGAUCAACAUCAGCACCAACUCUGCCUACAGUGGAAUUUUUUACUGGGGAGCUUUGAUUUACAUCAGCGCAGGCUGUCUAGCAGUCGCAGCAGAGAACAAACUUCAUCCAUGUGUGGUAAAAGGCUCUCUAGGGAUGAAUGUGAUCAGUGCUGUAACUGCAGGAAUAGCCAUCGUUCUUCUGUCUUUAGACUUGGCUUUGGGACCAAUAAACUAUGGACCAUGCUAUCCUGAAUAUGACCACUAUUUUGAAUGCCAUACUGCCCUCAGAUUGUUUCAGAGCCGGAAUAAUGGGAUCACUGGAGUGCUGCUGUUUUUCUCUCUGCUUCAGUUCAUCAUCUCCAUCUGCAUCUCAGCAUUUGGAUGUAAAGUCAUUUGCAAUGACAAAAUUCAAGAGCUAGCUGCAGUGAAUACGUAUGCGGUUCCCAUCCCUGUGUUGAGUAUCGAGAACUCACAGUUGUGCUCCAACAUGGAACUCCCACCUGAAGAAAACCCUCCAGCGUACACACAGAAUGCCAACUGAACAUGAGUGCAAACAUGAAAAGACCAUUUCAGUGUCAUGGGCUUGAUUUUUUAUUUCAUUUUAUUUCAUUGAAUGUACUUUUAAGGAAAGGUUCAAUUUAAAAGAAAUUGAAUUAAUAAAUUACUUUAUUCAUUAUUAACAUUUUAGGUGAUGCCUUUAAGAACAGCUUCAUAAAAAAAUUACCCUCCUUUAUAUUACUCACAAGUAGCAUGUAUCAAUAUGUCCUGUAAUUUGGAAUGAUAUACAUUUUGUGUAUUUAUUACAAUAAUUCUCCUGCUUUU